Messenger RNA from Leptopilina heterotoma, 2012 nucleotides. RefSeq lists its product as uncharacterized. The record is from RefSeq and is a predicted model, not a curated record. Gene Ontology annotation, molecular function: aldehyde dehydrogenase (NAD+) activity. The coding region runs from base 148 to 1797 and encodes 549 amino acids. The transcript is spliced from 9 exons. Lineage: Eukaryota; Metazoa; Arthropoda; Insecta; Hymenoptera; Figitidae.
AUUCAAUUCAUUCAAUUUAAGAUAAUUUUGAUCUAUAUACUUUUAUUUCUUUUUUGUUUGUGCCGGUCGAAUUUAUCAAAUUGAUUAUUAAAACUGGGCGUUGUCGAAAUUGCAUACGAUUGUUCAACAUUAGGUUGACAUUUAAUAAUGGAAAGCAGCAUAAAAGAUAGUUUAUUAAAAUCUUUAUCACAGCUCGAAAUGAAUAAAGAAUCAACGGUUUCUGUCAAACUUGAAAAUAUCAUUCCUCCACUGAAAGAUCGUGACUCACAAGGAAAUCAAGUUGAGGAUUUUAUCAAAAUACUAAAGCACAUUGUCGCGUGCAUUGAACGAAAUAGCAAAAAUUUCACAGCUCUUAAUCCUCCAAGUAAAUAUUUUUCGGAAGACCCACAAACAAGAAUAACAAAUUUGAGAGAUUAUUGCUUUUUUUUUAUUCGAGCUAUUCGUGAAAAUAUACUUUGGAAAUAUGCAAACGUUGAAUAUGGUCUGUGGCCAUCGAACGGCAUGUUUUGUGCCUGGAAAACAUUAUGUUUUGCUCUAUUUGACAAUCCAACUUUCUGCGAUACUCUUCUUCAUGAUAAACUGUAUUAUCCAACAAUAGUUCAAGAUUAUAUUACCGAAAAAGUCCCACUAGUAAUGAAGACUGUUGUAAUUAUUCUGUCAGAUUCGGACUUGGAUACAGUUGUUUCAUUUUUAGCAUCAGUUACUGAAAGACCUUGUGUUUGGAAAAUAUCCGCUGUUUAUAUCCAAGAGUCGAUUGAAAAAAAAUUCGCACAACUCUACAAAGAAAAAAAGACAAAAGAUUCAGUAAAUAUUGAUAAAAUUCUGACAAUAUUUCGAUUCAAGGAGGAGAUUUCUUCGAAAAUCAAAGACAAUCAUUGGGACGCGAUUUCAAUUUGGACUGAAAAUGUUUUAUCUGCAAAACAUUACGUUAUGAAUAUGAUGGUUUCUCUUGUUUGGAUAAAUUCAUUCGGUGAACUUGGUCCAGGAGUUGCGCUUCGAACUGAUUCUAAACUCAAAUGUCCAAACGUUAGCAGAUUUGAAUUGAAAUCGGGAUUUUUCACAGGAUCCGGAAAGAAAUUUGAUCUUUUCUACGAUGGUUUAUGGAAAGAACCGAAGAAUGGAAAAUACUGGACUGACUGUAAUGGAAAUUCUUGGGCCUCUGCGUCACAAGAAGAUGUUGAUAGUUGUGUGCAAUCCGCGAAACGUGGUUUUGAGAAAUGGCAUUUAACACCUUUCAGUAAAAGGAAAACAAUUCUGCAAAAGUUUGCCGAUAGAAUUCACGCAGAUGGAAAUAGACCACUUGCUAAGUUAGUGAGAUCCCAACUUGAUAAUCCAAUUCUAUACGGAAGUUCAUCAACAAUUAUUCGGGAUGGAACUGUUGAAGUUUUGACAGUCAGAGAUCCAAAAGGAGUCAUUGCAAUUGGUAGAAAAGACAGUAACGAUCUGUUUCUUCGCGUGAUAAAUGCUUGCAUCGCUGGAAAUGCGGUCAUAGUGAUGUAUGGUGGAGUUUUAUCUCCGAUCAAUGAGUACUGUGAUAUGAUGAUUACUAGUGGAAUUCCACCUGGAGUUAUAAACUUUUUAAGUUUCGAAAAUCUCUUUAGCGGAUUCAAGGAAGUCUACAAUAAUUCUGCAGUCGCUCAUGGAUGUUCUCCAGCUUUCGAAGAAUUUGACGUUUUUAUGCUCGACUUUUUCAAGUACUGGAUCGAUCUCGUAACUGAUGACAAUGAUUGCCGAUUUAAAGAAAUGCUGUACACAAAGUACACUCAGCCAAAAUCUAUUUGGCUCCCUUUUAAAUAACCACCAAUUUUUACGAUCAAGAGAAAUAUAAAAUCUCAAACACAAAUUCUGAAAAACUUCAACAGAAGUAUAUUUUGAUCUAUUUCAAUAAAAUACAUUUCUUUAUUUGAAUCGUCAAGACUGACAUAAAAGCAUUUAUUGUAUUUUUAUAAAUUUUCUUCAUCUUAAAAAUAUUUUAUAUGACAAAAAAAUAAAGAAAUUUACAUUUUGACACA